GUCAUUGACAGCUGGUUGCGCGUCUUACUGCGGCAAGAUGGUGACGUUAAAAAUGGAAGACUUGAGGCUGGGCUAAGAGGAGGAGUUCCUGGUGGGACGUAAGCAGAGAUAGAAAUUGUUACUUCUGAACGCUGACCAUGUCAUUAGUGAGUGAGAGACUUCGUCAGAUUCAUUCUUGUACGGCUGAAGAACAAAAAGAAAUGGAGGACAAGGUGAUAAGCCCUGAAAAAGCCGAGGAGGCAAAACUAAAAGCUAGGUAUCCACACUUGGGACAAAAGCCUGGGGGAUCAGAAUUAUUGAGAAAAAGAUUACAGAAGGGGCAAAAAUACUUUGACUCUGGAGACUACAAUAUGGCUAGAGAGAAAAUGAAGAACAAAGCACUUCCAGCUGCAGCAGCUCCAGACAAAACUGAAGUCACUGGAGACCACAUUCCAACUCCACAGGAUUUGCCUCAGAGAAAACCGUCCUUGGUUACCAGCAAACUAGCUGGUUGAGGAGAAAAAUAGAAAACUGCAUGAAUUCUCAAUCAUUCCAGUUUUUCAGAUGAGUGUGCGUUCAUGUUUAUUUUGUGUAGCCUGUGUUUUUACACUGAGUUAACCAAGAUGGCAAGCUGUAGCAACUUGUCAGAAAGAAAACUUUGGCGGCUUGCUAGUGGAGAAACCACCAAACCAAGCACUAAUGGAAGUAUGCAGUUCACUUGAGGCUAAAAUAAGUUUAGAAUGGGGUUAGCUUUUAGCAAGUUUUACACUUUACUUUUUCUUGUAAAUCACUUACUAGUAUGCCUGUUUGAAUUAUAUUACUUCAAAAAUGUUGACCAUGGUGUCAUAAGCAUGUUUGGAAAAAUUCUGGGUUUUAAACUUUCUGCAUCAUCCGAUCUUACUCAAAUGGCCUUAAAAUUUCAGCUUUAACAGUAAGUUUUAAUUGGGCAAUAUUUGCUCACAGAGGUGAAAAGAUGUGAAAUUUCAUGCAUAGCUCUAGCCAGUAUCUACUGCCUGUUUACUAAUUUGUGGUACUGAAGGUUUAUUGUGAUUUAAAAGAUGUUGGUGUGCAUGUGCAUUAAUGGAAAGUCACAUGUGCCAUUUUUGUAAAUAAAAUAGUUUUGCACAAAUCUG
This is a messenger RNA of Protopterus annectens (West African lungfish), 1112 nucleotides long. RefSeq names its product cAMP regulated phosphoprotein 19 (gene ARPP19). The transcript has 3 exons. Gene Ontology annotation, cellular component: cytoplasm. Lineage: Eukaryota; Metazoa; Chordata; Ceratodontiformes; Protopteridae. Gene Ontology annotation, molecular function: protein phosphatase inhibitor activity. The record is from RefSeq and is a predicted model, not a curated record. The coding region runs from base 138 to 494 and encodes 118 amino acids.